Pelagomonas calceolata is the source of this 1678-nucleotide messenger RNA. The record is from the annotation of a GenBank genome assembly. NCBI's taxonomy places the organism in Eukaryota, Pelagophyceae, Pelagomonadales, Pelagomonadaceae.
CCUGCCGGACGCGUCCAGAGAGGCCUGCUUUUAGCGCCGACGGGACGGCGGGGCCGGCUGUGGGCCUGGAGACAAACGCGCUUUGGCCUCCUGUAGAGACGGUCUUGCACCCCGCCUGGAUCUCAGACGCUGCCAGUAGGUCAACAGGUCCCCUAGCUAGCUCUCUCCCAAAUUUUUAGGGCCGCGCACAGCCUACGGCGGACGAUUAGGGCUUUCGCCUGGACCGUGAAAAGACGAGGAUAUCCCCCGCGAAGCUCCACUAGGCCAUCUCCCGUGCCGGCGCCCACUCGCGCCCACUCCCCAGGCCUGACGCCAACCCGAAAUUCGGCCCAACACCCAUCCAACGGCGACCGCGCCACCGUCGACGCGAUAGCGAAGACGGGAACCACGACCAUCAAGCCAUCAAACGCGCGGUGGAGCUCCCUUCUUGCUCCACCCUAAUCUAAAAACAGGCUACCACGACCAUGGCUGUUACCGUCCUCGCACCGAGUGAGGACUCCGGACGAGUAACCCCGACUCUGAAAACGGGCAGGAGGCGAUUAGCCGUGCAACCCGCACCGGGCAAGGUCGACGUCGACCAGGAGCCGCCCUCGCCCCUCAGCCACCGCGGCAUCUUGGCGCGGCACGCGACCUUCGCUCCCAGAUCAGAAGCGGAAAAGGCCUUCGGGAGCCCCAUUCCCGUCUCGCCCGGAGCGAGGGCACCGCCCGUGGAUGCGGCCUCGCCUCGACCGCAGCGCGCCAAGCCCACGAAGAACACGCCGACGCAACCACGCCGCAAGUUCUCGUUCCCCAAGAUGGGCUUUUUUAGUUCGAAGACGAAGCCUCGCGAUAGUACUUCGGGACAAGGUUCUCCUGGUCCUAGACGCGGCCCCUUGGCUUUGAGGCGGGCCGACGCUCUACUCGCUCCUCGGGAUCCCUCUGAUCCUAGGAUCACGUUAGUCUUGGACCUGGACGAGACGCUAGUACGAUCUUCCUUCGACGCGGCCUUCGCGGCCGACUUCGAAGCGCCCUUCACACUGAACGGUGCUAGAUGCACGGCGCGCGUCCGCAAGCGCCCCUUCGUCGACGAGUUCCUCAAAAGAGUCUCGCAAAAAUAUGAGCUCGUCGUGAUGACAGCGGGCGUCAAGCCGUACGCGAAGCUCGUGCUGGACUUAUUGGACAAGCACGGCGUGCUUAAAGCUAGAUUCUAUCGCGAGUCCUGCACGAAGACGGCUACUGGUUUAUUAGUCAAAGACCUUGGGAGAUUGAACCGCGAUUUGAAGCGCACGAUAGUCGUCGACAACUCGCCGAACGCCUACCUGUGGCACCCGGAGCACGCCAUCGACGUGUCGGACUUUGUCGGCGACCCGCAGGACGAAGAGUUGGCCGUUCUCGCGGACUUCCUGGACAUUAUUCACGACGUCGACGACGUGCGCCGCCACGUCGCGCGGUGGCGCGACGGCGGGGCCUAUUCCAUGCCGCGGGACGCGACGGCCGGCGCGGCCGCGCGCGCGGAGAAAGCCGCCAAAGCGAAGAAGUGACCGUUAUCAUUACCGCCGCCCCCUCCCGUGACCGAAAAGGCGCAAUGACGCCCGUCUGGAGACGCUCCGGGAGCGUCCCCAGGGGCUGAGGAUGACCACGUACCCGCCGACCAUUCGCAAUACCACAAAUAUAGACAAAUAAGCUCGUUCUUCCGUAA